Molecule: messenger RNA, 1584 nt
Organism: Plenodomus lingam JN3
Lineage: Eukaryota; Fungi; Ascomycota; Dothideomycetes; Pleosporales; Leptosphaeriaceae
Source: RefSeq, a predicted model, not a curated record
AUGUGUAUGUGUGCUGUGCGCGCGCCUGUGUGCCUGUCUGCCUGCUUUUCAUCCCAUCUCCCUUCACCACAACCCUCCCUGCUCGAGCUCGCCCUUGUGUCCAGCCCUGUGUUGUCACUCUCCUUGCCUGCGCCCGCCGCCGCCUUUGUUGCCCUGGAUCCUUCCUUCCCCCCCCCCGAAGCUGCUUGCGGCCCGUCACCCACGAGCUCCGACAUCACAACAAAGUCCCUCCACCCCCAUCUCUCCCGCCGCCCGUUGCGCGCCCGCCACCACACCGCCCGUCUAAGCCAUACUGCCAUGCGAACGCCGCCCAACAACACCACCACCAAGCGACCAAGGGGUCUGGGUCGCUCGCAACUUCACAAAUCCACUUCACUGCCUAUUUCACGCCAACUUUGCACCAAUCGCUUCCAAUACUACGCGCCAAUCGUUUUGCCGGCUCAUCAAUCUCCCACUCGUCCAGCGCCCUCGCCCCUUCCCGACCCUCUGCUCCCGAGUAGCGAAAAGCGAGGACGAGACACUCUUUUGACUCACCACCCCGAGGCGCAUAUACCCGAUCACACACCCAACGAGACUGUGACCAUGGUGCGGGGCACGGUCACGGACGCCGCAAUUGCGACGGCAUGCGUCGAGGAGGGCAUCGCGACCCCCACGCUCAUCUCCCCGCCAGAGUCCAAAACGCCGCCGACCGCCACCCACAAGCGCAAUCAGCAUGUUUUCGCAGCCAAAGCGCAAGACCAGAAUUCCGAUGCCGUGGACCCCACGGCCCUCUCCAAAGCGCUUGCCGACUUUGAACAUGCUGGCCGAGCUAGGGAACGAACACCCAUAGCGAGCCCAAGCCGGAAACGUGCGCGGAUACACGGCGACAGGUUCAUACCAAAUCGUGCCGGUCAAGAUCUCCAAGCAAGCUUCAAUUUACUCCAUGAGGAUGGCUCGCCCGCCACACCCUCCAAGGCCAGGCGCACCCCUCACAGCGAGUUGCACUUUCAAAAGACUGAAGAAGCGAAUAGAACCUAUUCUGCCGUUCUGCGACACGAAAUGUUCGAAGGCUCGGUACCGCAGGCCUUCCCACAAAGUCUUUCUCCCACAGACAGUGCUAACAUGCGCACGGGAGGUCGAUCACACACUCCGCCGACGAGAGCUACGACAUCAUUACCACCUUCUACUCAUACCCCCUCAACCCCUCACAAGAAUCUCUUCUCAUACGCGGGUCAGCCGACUCCCUCACGGACACCCUCAAGUCGACAUGGCGUUCUCAAUCUGAACGCACACUCUGAUCUUUACAGCCUUUCACCUAUCAAAUACAGCAGCCAGCGGAUGCUCCUUAGUCCGCAACGAGCCCCACGAGCAGUGUCCAAGGUACCAUACAAGGUGCUGGACGCGCCAGAUCUCGCCGACGAUUUCUACCUCAAUCUCGUCGAUUGGGGCAGCCAGAAUACACUCGGCGUCGGUCUCGGUUCCUGUGUUUACAUGUGGAACUCGGCAUCUGGUCGCGUGACAAAGCUCUGCGAGCUGACGGAUGAUUCGGUUACAAGUGUCAAUUGGAUACAGCGCGUAAGUAUCAUCCUACCCUCGCCAAAGUGA